This is a messenger RNA of Racocetra persica, 140 nucleotides long. The record is from the annotation of a GenBank genome assembly. Lineage: Eukaryota; Fungi; Glomeromycota; Glomeromycetes; Diversisporales; Gigasporaceae.
AAGAAAAACAGAACCACCUCUUUUGAAGGAGAAGAAGAAAGUAACAAAACUCUAGAACAAGAGGUUCUCACAGAGGACCUAAACAUAGACAUGAACCAAACAGAAGAAACUCCUUUACCCAGCUCUGUGGUGAAGUCCAU